GCUCUGGAGGUCUCCUUCAAGAUAUAUGCUCCUCUGUAUCUGAUUGCAGCCAUUUUAAGGAGGAGGAAAAAGGAUUAUUACAAGAAAAGGCUGCUUCCCGAGAUCCUGCAAUCCACGUCUUUCCUGACUGCAAAUGGAGGCCUCUACAUUGCGUUUUACUGCAUUCUCCGUUUGCAUUCAUUGUGUGUGUGUGUUGUCCCCUUUAGAUGCAAACAUGGACCCAGGCAUAGAUGUUGCAAACACUAUCAAGACAACUGCAUCUCCUACUGUGUUAAAGGUUUCAUCCGAAUGUUCAGCGUGGGUUACCUCAUUCAAUGCUGUUUGAAGGUUCCAUCAGUGUUCAGACAGGCCUUUACAAAACCCUCUCGACUGCUCUGGCUGCUCUACAACAAAGAAAACUUCCAGCUAGGAGCUUUCUUGGGAUCUUUUGUCAGUAUAUACAAGGGCACAAGCUGUUUACUGAGAUGGAUGCGUAACCUGGACGACGAGCUCCAUGCUCUCAUAGCAGGUUUUCUUGCUGGCACCUCAAUGUUCUUUUACAGGAGCACCUCCAUCUCCAUGUACCUCUUCUCCAAACUGGUGGAGGUAAUGAUUCUUUGCUAAA
Messenger RNA from Sinocyclocheilus grahami, 604 nucleotides. Its product is annotated as transmembrane protein 135-like. The transcript has 6 exons. NCBI's taxonomy places the organism in Eukaryota, Metazoa, Chordata, Actinopteri, Cypriniformes, Cyprinidae. The record is from RefSeq and is a predicted model, not a curated record. The annotation marks the transcript as partial.